UGCCAUCAUACAUUUAGUACAUCGCGUAUACUUACUUCGAGAAGGUUGAUUGCCGCGACAAGCUUCGUCUACUUCUGUCCCGGUAGCCGAUAUCUCUAAGAAAAUGUAAGAGAAAGAUACACCUGUUUUCGUGAGAUCUAAGGAGGAGAAAGAUCGUAAGAUCUUACGAUCGUUAUUUAUACGUGGCAAGAGAUCACAGAGGUCACUCGAGCGAGUCUACGAUCUUGAGAAAAGAGACGAGAAAAUAUUUCGAAAGUGAAAAUAUUCUUCGUCUUUUUUUUUUUCGUCGAAGAGAGACUUUUUGUUGUGUGAAAAAUUCAUUCGUCCCGAGUGUUGAAGAAAAGAAUUCUCUAAAGAAAAAGAAAAAAAAAAAGAGAAAAAAAAUGGUGAUAUUACAAUUUCAAACUUCAAUCAUAAACUCAUCCAAGGAAAACUGUGUAAUACCUUGAAGGCGUUGCGUUGGAAUUUAUUCAUUUUGGCGGCGGCUUCUCUUUCAAGUUAACGAGACCGACUACAUUCAACGUUAUCUAGUACGAUAUAUAACCAAAAGGAAUCACAGGGUAUACACAGAUACAUCUGUAAGUACAUACCUCGAGUUUGUUGGUGAUGACGCAAAGAGAACGAGGAAAUUAGACGAGUGGUCAAGAGAACGAAUACGAAUAGUUUUAUAAAUCAAGAGGAAAUAAUGAACGGCGGGUACCCAGAGAAACAGAGAGAGAAAGAGAGAGAGAGAGAGACAGACAGACAGGCAGAGAAACAAAAAGAUAGAAAAAGAGAAGAAGAGACAGAAAAAGAAGUACAAAAAGAUAGAUAAGGAAAAGGAAGCAAAGAAAUGAUAAAAAGAGAAUAAAGAAAGAGAAAAAAAUCCUAAAAGAAAAAAAAGAAAGACAGACUGGCGAACUCAUUUGGAUGAGGAACAACAAGGAUGAUUCGAAACGAAAAAGAAGAAAAAUAAAAAGAACAACAAAAAGACCAAGAAUUAUCGAAAAUGAAAAUAUAAAGAGAAAGAGAUCUCGAAGAGUAUCGAAAAAUUACUAUCCAUGAUCGUCAAAUCGUUAUCGUCAUCGUCAUCGUCAUCGUCAUCGUUAUCGUCAUCGUCAUCUUCAUCAUUCUCGUCUUCGUCGUCUUCGUCGUCUUCAUCGUUUUUGUUGUCGUCGUUGUUGUGUCGUCAUUUUCCAAGAAAGAAGAGGAGGAGGAGGAGGAAGAAGAAGAAGAAGAAGAAGAAGGAGAAGAAGGAGAAGAAGAAGAAGAGAAGGAAAAACAGACGCCGAGAUUGUUAGAAAUGUUGAGAAGGAAAAGAAGAAGAAGAAAAAGAAGAGACGAGAUUGCAACGAAGCGACUUCGUUGGAAAAUAAAAAAGAAGAGAAGAGAAAUGUAAAACGAGGAUGGGUAUCAGGAUAAUGAGGAGGAUGGAAGAGAGGGAUGGUACUGACGGAGUGAGUGGAGAGUGGGGAUGGUUCGAAUCGUCGAUACGCGUUAUUUAUAAAGAAAAACCUCGAGAAAACUGAUCGAGAAAGUAAAAGAAGUAAAAGUGAUUAUUAGGAGAGGGUGUGCGUCUGGGUGGGGGGAGGUUGGAUUGGAGGAAGAAGAAGCGUCGUAGAGAAAUCAACUGAGAUAUGUGAUUAAGAAAGAGAAGAAGAAGUAGAAGAAGAAGAAGAAGAAGAAGAAGAAGAAGGAGAAGAAGAAAAAAGAAAAAGAGAAAAGAGAAAAAAAGAGGAAAAAAGAAAAAAGAAAAAAUAAGAGAAGGGUGGAGGAGGAGGAGUGGAGGGGGUAGAGCAAGGCGCGUGGUGGAGAGACGCGAUAGUGGGCGAGAAAGAGAACAAGAAGGACAGAGAGAGAUAGAGAGAGAGAGAAAGAGAGAGAGAGAGAGUGGUGGGAAUGAGAAAGUGGGGGAAGGAGAAUCCAGAUCUGUCGCGUGCUGCCUCGUCGUCUCUGGUAUGGGACGGAACCGGGACGACGCGGUACGAAGCGGAACGGUACGAGACGAGACGAGACGAAACGGGACAACGCGUUAGACUACCACACUAGUACUAGUACUACUACUACUAUUGCUACUACUACUACUACUACUAUUACUAUUAGUACUACUACUACUACUACUCUAUUACUCUAUUACUACUACUAGUAUUCUGUAAUCGCGUUCAGUAAUAUUCUGCGUUUAUUAGGUAUGCAUGUAAUGGUUGGUAGCUCGUUAAUAAUAGUUACUGACAAUAUUCGGUGACCAUGAGAGUGACAUUCGAUCAUGAGAGUUAAUUAGAUAUUUAUUAGAGUAAUUAAAAUGACAGUGAGAGGUUCUAGUUCCGUUAGCGAUUAUGAUGGUAUAUAUUGAUGGUAGAUUUAAUGGCGGUUGUGAUUGCCGUUAGAAUUGAAUUAUUCGUAUAAAAUGUUUUGUUAUGGUUAUUGGUUGUAACGGGUUAAAGAGAAAGAAAGGGAUAGAUGAAUAGAUAAAUUGAUAAGAAGAGAAAGAGAGAGAGAGAGAGAGAGAAAGAUUAUUAUUAGUUGAAACAGUAAUAAUUAUUAUUAAUUAACAUUAAAUAGAAAGAAUGAGAGAGAAAGAUAGAAUAUUAUAGUGAUAGCAAGAGUAGAAAAGCUGAAAGCAAAAGCAAUAUUAAAAUUGAAAGUAGAUACAUAAAUAAAGAGUUUGGUAACAUAAACAACAAUAAUACUACAGCAGAGAGAGAGAGAGAGAGGGGUGGGGGAAAGAGAGAGAGAGAAGAUUCGUCAUUAACAGAUUGGACACAAAACAAACACGCACACGCGUAUGUAUAUAUAUAUAUAUAUAUACAUACGUAAAUGUACAUCUAUACAUAUAAAUAUCUAUAGUGUGUAUAUAUAUAUAUAUAUAUGUAUGAUGUAUAUAUGUAUCUAUGGUAUGUACGUAUGUAGAGUUGCGUCAGUUAAAACGUUCAGUGUGAGUAAAUCGUCGAUCCCGAACGUUCGGCAUUUGUAUUGGUUUCACUCUCGGCUCAGAGACCUAGAGAGAGAGAAAGAAAGAAAGAGAGAAAGAGAAAGAGACAACAGUGUGUACUGGUGGUGUUCGCUCGCGCCGCCGUCGCCGCUAGUGCCGCCGUUGCCGUUGCUGUUGCCGUUGCCGCCGCAGCUUGUGAGCGGUCGUUCUGUGUCUCUCUACGAAGAGAGAACGAAACGACGAGGAGGAGCAACAACACUAACACCAACACCAACACCAGCGCUAAUAUCACCGUAUCGUCACUACUACUAUCGAGAACAGUAGCACUAACACUAACACUAGCACCAACGCUAAACUAACACUAACACUAACACUAACACACAUCACCACCAUCAUCAUUACCACCACUACCAUCACCAUUACCACUACUACUACUACUACUACUACUACUACUACUACUACUACUACUACUACUACUACUACUACUACUACUACUACUACACUACUCUACUAUUAUUAUUACUAUUACUACACUACUACUACUCCACUACCACUAACAGCAAUAGCAUCAACAUCAGCAUCAGCAGCACGAGCUACACGGCACGAGCACGAGCACGAGCACGAGCACGAGCACGGGCACGAGCACGAGCAGCAGCACAGGCAGCAGCAGCAGCAGCACAGGCAGCAAGCAGCAGCAGCAGCAGCAGCACCACAGGCAGCAGCACCAGCACCACCAGCAGCAGCAGCAGCGUGUGGCCGAAGCCGCCGAGCCGCCGUGCCGGAGAAGAGAACCGCGGCACUCGUUCAGUAGUUUCUCGGACGCCGCACCGGCAUCAUCCGACCUCGACCAGAGAUAACGCACACAUAGAAACACGCACGCAGAAAAUAGCGAGAGAGAAAGAGAGAGAGAGAGAGAGAGAGAGAAAGAAAGAAAGAAAGAAAGAGAAAGAGACAUUACGUUACAUACAGACAUACGGACAGAGAGAAAAAGAAAAAGAGAGAGAGAGAGAGAGAAAGAGAGAAAGAGAAAGACAAUAUUAAGAUAUACUUAUUAUUAAUCUUAUUUUUUAAUUCAUACUUCUCCUCUUAAUAUUAUCAUUGUUAAUAUUGUUAUUUUAUUAUUAUUAUUUUAUUUUAUUAUUAUUUUAUUAUUAUUAUUAUUAUUAUUAUUAUUAUUAUUAUUACUAUUAUUACUACUAUUAUUAUUGUUUUAUAUGGGCCAUCGGUAGGUCCAGGACAAUCCCCGAAGCGCGUAUAACAAUCGUUUAACACCACGCGCCUGCUCGACUCAUCUCUCUCGCACUUUUAUAUCUCCACGACACGACAAACUACUUUGGCACGAGGAUAACACACACACAUAUAUAUAUAUACACAUAUAUAUAUAUACAUAUAUGUAUGUACGUAUACAUAUAUAUAUAUAAAGAAAAAAAAAAGAAAAGAUAGUACCAACCUCGUUACGUGAAUAACCCGCACUUGUACACAACGUUGCGGAUUAAUUUUUGAUAAACUAUUUGCAAUACGAUUUGCAAUACGAAGACAUUGUUGUCGGUCAUCAUCAUCAUCAUCAUCAUCAUCAUCAUCAUCAUCAUCAUCAUCAUCAUCAUCAUCAUCAUCGUCAUCUUCAUCGUCAUCUUCAUCGUCAUCUUCAUCGUUGUCAUCGAUAUCGUCGUCAUCGUCUGUAUUCAUCCCCUUCGUGGAGAACACCCGGAAGCAGAAGAAGGAAAUAACGAACGAACGAAAGAAACGUGUGUGCGUGAGAGAGAAAGAAAGAGAGAAAGAGAAAGAGAAAGAGAGGGAGAGAAGAUCGAACUCGUUUUCUUCUGCAAUUGUUGUUCGUUUGUUCGUUCGUUCAGUUUUCUUUUUAUAUUUUGUUUUCUUCGUCGAUCUUCGCCAAAAAAGUGUUCGCCAUCCCCUCCACCGAACAUCAACAAUCACUCACCACCCCCUCCCACUCACCAAUCUUUUCAUCUCUCUCUUCGUUAAUAUAAUUUUUUUUCCCUUUUUUUUUUGUGGGAAGGGUUAUUUAAUUGUCUUAUAUCUUGUUGAUUCUAUCUCUAUCUCUAUCUGUCUAUCUAUCUAAUUAUUCUAUCUAUUUAUCUAUAUAUAUAUAUAUUUUCUUUUUCUUUCUCUCUCUUAACACAGAGGACCACGAAGAGACGUGACACGGACACGGACACGUACGCAGACAGAAGCACGACUCGCUAUCUUUCUUUACGUUCUCAUUCAUCGCGCCGAAGUUUAAAACGGAGCUUCGCAGGUGUCAAGUAUCAUGCGACUCACGUAGAGACAGAGAUAGAAAGAAAGAGAGAGAAACAGAGAGAGAGAGAGAGAAAGAGAGAGUGAUUAAAAAAGACAGAAACAGAUAUAUACACCUUAAAAUAUAAAUAUAUAAAAACAUUUAUAUACAUUGUAUAUAAAGAAAAAUCGGUGUGCACGAGUUUUGUGAAUUAAACGAAGAAAGAGAGAAAGAGAAAGAGAAAGAGAAAGAGAAAGAGAAAGAGAAAGAAAAAGUUUGUGUAUGCGUUUUGCGUAUGCGUGUGUGUAUGUGUGUACGCACUUUCGCGGGAUAAAGAGGGUCAAGUGGGUAGUGCUAUUAUUGUGAUAGUGUCAACCUCUCUCUCUCAAGUGGUGGAUCCAAUGGUGAAUUCGUGUUGUUCUUCAUGGUGGUGUGUGACGAUGAUUUUGGUAGUUAGUAUAUAUUGAAAGCACCAACGAACCACCAACGACGAUAAAUUGUGUAUAUAUAUAUAUAUAUACAAUAGUGAUUGAUAACAGUCGAUAAUAAUAUCGAGUGACGACGAGAAAAAAAAAAGAGAGAUCACAGAAAAGAGAUCGCGAUUCGUAAUGUUUUUCAACUGAGAGAGGCGUGAAGAUAGAAAAGACUAAAAAAGAAGAAAGAUAUAGAAAGAAAAAGAGAUAGAAAAAGAGAUUGCAAAUAAUUCAUCGAAGAGGAAAUGAAAAAAGUGUUUGUUGUGCAUAUAUAUCGUAUAGUAUAUAUGGUAUAUAGUACGGUGAUCGUGUGAAAGAAACUUUGCAUUGAAAAAGAAACGAAAAAUAUGUCGACCCGAAGAAAGGAUUCUUUUUUCGAUUAACAAGGACGAAUUAAUAAAAUAAAAGAAAAUUCAGAACGUAUAUACGUACGUGUAUAAAGACAUUACAGUGAUUUCUCAUAAAUACAUAUGAUAUCGUAACAGAACGAUGAGAUUGAUAUAAAAACGAAAAGAACAUUCGAUCGUCUUAGAGAGAAAUUUCUAUCGUUUUCUGAAGGAUUGUUCAAGAAGAAGGAAGAAGAGAAAGAAGAAGAGAAAGAAAAAGACAAAAAAAUAGUGGCAAUUGAAGAGACUCGACUCAACCGAAACUCAAUUAGAAAGAGUGAAAAAUGAAGAAAGAAUUAAAGAAUUAAAGAAAAACAAGAGCGAAAGAAAGAAAGAAAGAAAGAAAGAAAGAAAGAAAGAAAGAAAGAGAGAGAGAGAGUAUAAGCCGUUAUAUAAAGUCGACUUAAGUAUACACGCACAUAGAUACAAAUAUAUAUAUAUAUCAAGUAUACCACUACGAAAACACAGACUAACCCACACGCAUUAACGCACACACAUAUACAUACACGGUGUAAUCGGUGGUGUGUCUUGAUUAAAAAGGGCCCCACGAGAAAGGUACAUCAGAGGGGGGUAUACCGCUCUGAAGAAGAAGAAGAAGAAGAAGAAGAAGAAGUAGAAGAAGAAGAAGAAGAAGAAGAAGAAGAAGAAGAAGAAGAAGAAGAAGUAGAAGAAGAAAAAGAAAAAGAAGAAGAAGAAGAAGAAGGCAGCGACGACGGCGGCGGCGGCGGCGACUGCGUUAACGACCGGUAGCCGAGGUAACUCAUCGAGAAAACCGUUUAAAGAGGGACUUACGUCGGCCUGCGGCGGCACAUCGUACGAGGAAGAGUAAGAGAGUAACAGAAAGAGAGAAAGAGAGAAAGUUAAAGAAAGAAAGAGUUCAGGAUCCGAUGCCACCUCGUAAACCGAUCCCGUGGUUCCCUAUAUUCGCGAACAAACCGUUCUGACGUGCGACAGAAAGAAAAAAAAGAGGAGGAGGAAGAGGAGAAGGAAUUGAUUCGACAAGAAACACCCUAUAUAUUAGGUCUCUCACUCUAUAUUAACCCUCAUCUCGUCUUACAACCCUUCCGACGUGAAUAAUAAAAUCUUCUUCGUUGAAUAAGGAUAUUGAAGAACUGUUAACCGUAACACAUCGUAUAGGAAGAGAGAGGAAGAGAGAAAUAUAAGUGUGUCUCGCGUGUGUCCGUGUAUAUUCUUCUUCUUUUUUCGUUGUUCUUGUUGUUAGUUGUUGUUAUUCUCUUUAUAUUCGUGUGCAUUAUCUUUUUCUCUCGUGUGUACGUGAGUGAGUUUGUUCGCGCGUGUCUUUCUCUCUCUCUCUGUCUUUUGGCGUGUUUUCGUUCCGUUUCAUUUCGUUUCGUUUCGUUUCGUUCGUGUGUAAGCUCUGUGUGUAUACAUAUAUAUAUAUUUUGUGUAUAUAUAUAUAUAUGUAUAUGUGUCGGUGUUUCUCUCUACGUGUGUAAUACCGUUCUACGCACGCGUUAGAAGAUUUAGUAGUAGUAGUAGAGGAAGGAAAGACGCAUUAAUGAUGCGAGAGUAUCAUCGAAGACGUAGCAAUACGCGGCCAGUUGUCCGGCUGCAGAAUCCAACAAAUCUUUUCAUCAUCAUCGAGAAUCGGCUUUUCAAGGCGGAAGUGAUGGGGCGUUGAAGACGGAGCAGUAAGAAAGAAAAAAAGAAGAGAGAAGAGAAAAAGAGAAAAGAAAGAAAGAAAGAAAGAAAGAAAGAAAGAAAGAAAGUUUCUAUCUUACGUCGAGAUUAAGAGCGAUAUAGAAAUAAAUAGAUAAUAGCUCGAUAAAUAUAAUAGCUAGAGAUCGAGAUAGAUCAUAAUAGAAGGAAAACAUUUUUUUCUUCUCCUUUUUUUUUUUUUUUUUUUUUUUUUUUUUUUAAUAAAAAAAAAAACAGAGCAAAUAAGUAAAAGACAAGGACAGCGGCAAAAACACUUGUUGCUUUUUUUUUUAUGAAAUAAGACGAUUUCAUUAUUUUGUUAUAACUGAUCGAACGAUACUAAAUCUUUCUAAUCUCUCUGAAAUAAAAGGAGAGAGAAAGAGAGAGAGAAAAAAAGAGAAAGAAAGAAAGAAAGAUUGAUAUUAGAAGAAAUAAAAAUUGGAUGAUGCCAGGUGAGAUUGACAAGGACGUGCGAAGAAGGGUGAGGCACUGUGAUUAUCGUGCGAGUUGCCCGAUAAAGGAUCAUUUGAUAACGAGAUUAAAAAACAACGAUGAAUUGAUAAGAGGACGAUCAAGGAGGUAUCGUCCUACUUUGAUAAUAAUCAAUAGAUCUUACGAAAGAUCUAAUGAUCUAAAGAUUUAUCGUCGUAACUACGACGACGACGACGACGACGACGACGAUGAAGACGACGAUGAAGAAGACGACGACGACGAUGACGACGAUGACGACGACGACGACGAAGUACAAGGUCAUCGUUGUUAUAGAAUUAACGAUGAAAAUCGUCGUACGUGCUCUUGUUAUCGCCAUAACCAUCACCAUCGUCAUCAUCAUCAUCAUUAUCAUCGUCAUCAUCAUCGACGUUAUUAUUACAAAUGGCGACGAUCGAGUCUGGAUAUUGUCAAGGACAAUAAUGGGAUUUUAAUAAACGACGACGAUGUUUCUGUUGAUAUCUUUGGACCAUGUAGUACCACGACUAGUACCACCAUUACUAGUACUACUACUACUACUAGUAGCAGUGCUACUACUACCAAUACUACAACUAUCGUUACUAGUACUAUUACUACUAUCACUACUACUACAACUACCACUACCACUACUACUACUACCGUUGCUGCUGCUGCUGCUGCUGCUGGUUCUGUUACCGCUGUUACUGCUGCUGCUGCUACCAUCGCUACUACUAUUAUUACUACUAUUACUACUACUACUACUACUACUACUACUACUACUACUACUACUACUACUACUAGUAUUCCUACGUUAUGGAACACAGCAACGACGACGACGAACACGACGACAACCAAUAGAUUUUCCAACGGAAGAAGCUUGUCCUGUUGUUUAGAGACUGCCAAUAGUAGUACCACUACUACUCAUCAUCGUCAUCAUCAUUAUCAUUAUCAUCAUCAUCAUCGUCAUCAUCUUCGUCAUCAUCAUUAUUAUUAUCAUCGUUAUUAUCAUCGUUAUUAUCAUCGACACCAUCACCAUCGUCAUCGUCAUCAUCAUCCUUGUCAUCGUCAUCAUCAUCAUCAUCACAAUCGUCGACGUUUACGAUCUACUAUCGGCGUUUCCUCGUUAUGGAAAUUAUCCGAACUCACUCUUACUAUCUAUCCACGUACGAAUUCGUUUUAUUAUUAUUAUUAUUACUAUUAUUACUAUUAUUAUUAUUAUUAUUAUUAUUAUUAUUAUUAUUAUUAUUAUUAUUAUCGUUUCGUACAGGAGGAACGAAAACUUUAUUCCUGCAAAAACUUUUCUAACAACGAUCGGACACUCAGUUACUAUUACUAUUACUACUAUUACUACUACUAUUACUACUUAUCCAUAUAUCCUUCAAUCUCAUCUUACUAUUAUUGCUGCUACUAUUGCUAUUACUAUUAUUCUUCCUUCUUUCGUUCCUCAUCAUCAUUUUUAUUCUUGCUACCCGUUAGCAACAAGAGGAGCCAUCAUAUUAUUCGACAUCCUCGACAUCGUAGACGAAGAAGAAGGAAAAUAUUGUUUAUUUCUAGUCAUCCCUCGCGUUUAUCGUUUAAUAAUCAAGAUGAUAAGGAGGUUAUUAUCGAAGAAGUCGAUCGAUCGAGUCCUUCAAACGUUAAUUCUUCUUCGUCCUCUGUUUCAUCAUCAAAGUCAUCAAAGUCGUCGUCGUCGUCGUCGUCGUCGUCAUCGUCGUCGCCGUUCGACGAAAACAAAUGUGAACCCUCUAAAAACUGGCCAAAAAAAUCAUCGUCAUCGUCAUCAUCAUCAUCAUCAUCAUCAUCAUCAUCAUCAUCACCGUCGACAAAUACUUCUUCAACAACCACUUCUUCAACAACCUCCUCCUCCUCCUCCUCCUCCUCUUCUUCUUCUUCUUCCUCCUCCUCUUCUUCUUCUUCUUCUUCAUUCUUCGCCGAGACCAAAUACGCAUUGAAAAAAAAGUGUCGUUUCUACUUUCAGCUAGCCUUCCUAUUGUUUCUACUUGCGUUCGGCCAUAGUGGACUAUUGAAGUCAAGUGUGCUUAAGUUUAGUGCGAGAUCGUUUAAAUCGUCAACGCCAACAACGUCAACGCCGUCGUCGUCGUCGUCGUCGUCGUCGUCGUCGUCGUCAACGUCGUCGUCGUCGUCGUCGUCGUCGUCGUCGUCGUCGUCGUCGUCGUCGUCGUCGUCGUCGUCGUCGUCGUCAACGUCGUCGUCGUCGUCGUCAAAAACGUCGUCGUCGUCGUCGUCGUCGUCGUCGUCGUCGUCGUCGUCGUCGUCGUCGUCGUCGUCAACGUCGUCAACGUCAACGUCAACGUCAACGUCGUCAUCGUUAUUAUCAUUGUCACUAUCAUCGUCAUCGUUCUUCUCUUCGUCAUCGUCAACGUCAUCGUCGUCGUCGUCGUCGUCGUCGUCAUCGUCGUCGUCGUCGUCGUCGUCGUCACCGUCAUCCUCGUCACUGUUAUACCCGUCGUCGAUAUUAUUAUCCUGCGGUAUAAAUCAAAUAGCAACGUUAUUUGCGAUCGGUAGUAUCGUCGGUAGUGUUGUCGUCGUUAGUGCCGCACCGAUCGAUUUGAUUAACGACGCCGGUGUUAGAGCUGAGAGAUCGGCGAAUCUCUCGCACAUUACUGGAGCAUCGAGGAAGAUACAGAUGUACAUUAAGAAUCGGCAUCUACAGAUCCUGCCUGACGGCACGGUUAACGGCUCCAAUGACGACACUUCCGAUUACACUAUUUUUCAAAGGACUUCGGUGUCGAGAGGUCAACUGAGGAUCCAGGGUGUUGCGACUUGCCUUUACCUCUGCAUGGAUUCCUGCGGUCUGCUUUAUGGCUCGAGAGAGUAUACGGAGGACUGCGUGUUCAACGAGACGUUGGAACAGCACAACUACAACACGUACAGCUCGGUGAGAUGGUCGACCGGAAAAAAGACACUUUACCUCGGAUUAAAUCGUCGUGGACAACCUAGGAGGGUACAAGCUAAGGGUCAUACACUUGGAAGAUUGUCGGCAUACGCGAGGGUGUUAACGCAAGUGGCACCUCCCGAUCGAGUCGAGGCCCUGCAAAGGAGAAUGUUAGGCGCCGAACACAAUGUACGUCAUCGGCACGGUAGCCAUUCUCAUCGGCAGCAACAUCGACAUCACCAGGAACAACAGCAACAACAACAACAACAACAGCAGCAGCAGCAACAACACCAUCAGGGUGAGCUCAGUCAACAACAACAACAACAGCAACAACAGCAGCAACAGCAUCAGCAGUAUCAUCAACAUCAGCAGAAUCAGCAACACCAACAGAAUCAGCAACAGCAGCAACAACAGCAACAACAACAGCAACAACAGUUGCAAACGAUUUGUCCCAAUCUCCCGGCCCAAGAGAAGGACGGUAGAGAUAGGUUUAGAUGUCGCAAACGCAAAAAACGAAAGAAGAGAAAACGUCGGUGCAGACCCGGGGAGAAAGUCGGUCCGCAAUGUCAAAUGCCGGAAGAAAGGGACGGAUCGUCCGUCUCCGGAAUGACAUUGAGCGCGGAGACUUCCUCUCCUGAAUCUAAGAGAUCGUGCGAGGGUGCUGCCAGCGAGGAAGCAUGUAGGAGAGAGGCAUUAUCCUCGACAUCGAGAAAGAGAAAAUCGCGGAUAGGAGAUGGUACCUUGUUGGAGUUGCAUACGGAAGAUACGUCUACGAGGAGUACGAUGACUAGCAGCAUCAUCACCGAGGCGACCUUGACGACUGAGGAGGAUGUGCCAUUGGAUGUACCAGCGGCAGUUUCUAGCAACAGCAACGUCAACAACAGCAACACCAUCGCCACCGCCACCGCCACCACCACCAACAACAACAACAACAACAGCAACAACAACAACAACAACAACAACGCCACCCACGAGGAGAAGGACGAGGGGGAGGACGAGGACGAGGAUGAGGAUGAGGAGGAGGUGGAGCUCCUAACCACGACUAGGAGCAUCGGUAAGAACCUUGAAAAAGCAACGUCAAAAAAGACAAACGUCGCCGGCACCAUUAGUCAAAGUAAAAAGCCUGAUUUGCUGGACGGUAAGAAGAGGAAGAUGAAGAAGAGGAAGAAAAAAAGGAAGAAGGGGAAGAGGGGUCCCGCUUGGCCGAGAAGGAGGAGCCCGUUAGCCAGGAAGAAGUCCGAGAGCGUGAAGCGGACGGACGAGGAGGAGGCAGGGGCUGCGGCGGAGGAUGCGGAGGAGGAUGCGGGGGAAGGGGAUGCGGAAGGGGAGGAGGGAGGAGGGGAGGAGGAGGAGAUAGGAGAGGAGGAAGAGGAGACGGAGGAGGAGGCGAUGGAGGAGAAGAGGAAGAAGAAGAAAAAGAAGAAGAAGUUUGCGAAGGAGGAGAGAAGGGGAGAGGUUGCGGUGGGGGUGGAGGAAAGGAGGGAUUUGAAGAAAAAGAGGAGGAAGGAGGAAAGGGAAAGGGUGGAACGAGUGGAGGAGAUAGAAGAGGAGGAAGAGAAGAAAAAGAAGAAGAAGAAGAAGGAGGAGGUGGUGAAAAGGGAGGAGGAAAUGAAGGAUAUAGUCAGCAGGAUCAGCGAACCAGUCGGGGAAAUACCCUUGAUAUCAACGACGAUCUCCUCGCUCUCCUUAUCCUCUUAUUCCUCAGCCUUGUCCUCGAACCGUUCCUCUUACUUCGACGUUGGUUCACGUGGCUCGUCCCAAAAACGAAAGAAGACACCGAAGAGCACGAACUCUCGAACGACAACGGCGUCGGCGUCGGCGUCGAUGUCGGCGUCGGCGUUGACGUUGCCGAGGAGGAGGAACGCGGCGUCCUCCUCCUCUUCUUCUCAGAAACAAUUGCGUCAUGGCGUACGACGAAACGCCGGCGGUACAUUAUUGUCCUCCUCGUCGGCGAGGAAUCCAAGAAAGUUAAAGGGAUUUAUUGCCUCGUCAGAUUCGCGUCGAUCUACGGCGAUCCUUAAUCCGAAGGAGAGGUCGGAGGAUACCGAUCGAGAUUCGUCCAAGGACGUCGUCUUCGACUCGUUAACAACGUCGUCGUCGUCGUCGUUGUCGUCGUCGUCGCCGCCGCCGCCAUCAUCGUCAUCGUCAUCGUCAUCGUCAUUGUCGUCGUCGUCGUCGUCCUUGUCGACGAUGACGACGACGACGAUGACGACGACCACGAGGACGAGGACGACUGCUAUGACGACAACGACGACGGCGAUGAUGACCAAGACGAUGACGACGGCAACCGCUACGGCGACCGCCAUGACGACUACUAUGAUGACUAAGACGAUGACCAAAACGAUAACCACUAAGACGAUAGUUCCUGAUACAAGUCGUCCUGAAGCUUCGAGUUUUCCUCCCUUCCUUAAGAGGAACUCUUCCUCCUCGUCUAAUACGUCUACCUCCAACUCCCCCACCUCCACUUCCUCCACCACCUCCAACUCCUCCGCCCCCUCCAUCUCCUCCUCCUCUUCUUCAUCCUCCACCUGUGUCGACUCGAGCGAGACGAGCAACUCGUCGCCUCUCGCUACCUUUUUGGAGUCCACCAGCACGAUAAAGAAGAAGACGACGACGAAGAAGAAGAUGAACGAAGAGGUGGAGAGGAAGGAGAAGGAAGUGAAGGACGACGAUGAUGGCGAAGACGAAGAAUCAUCAUCGAGCGAGAGAAGCACGAUAAAGACCGAGCGUUUACUCGGCAUCGAGAGACUGGCCAUGUAAUGAAAACGAAAUAAUAAUAAAACAAAAUGAAAUAAAAUAAGAAAGAAAAGAGAAAAGAAAAGAAAAGAAAAAAAGGAAAAAAAUGAAAAAGUAAACAAAAAAAAGUAAACAAAAAAAUAAAAGGACGAAAAAUGAAACAAACAAACAAACAGAAAAUACAAACGUGCGAAAGAAAUGAAAGAAAAGAAAGAGAUAGCGCGAAGGAGAGAGAAAAAGAGAGAGACAGAGAGAGAGAGAGAGAGAAAGAGAAAAAAAGUAAAAAAAGAGGGAGAAUAAAAAAAACGAAAGAAAAAAGAAAUGACGUAAAUAUGCGCUUCCGUGGUCUUUCACAUUCGUAAGGGCUCUCGAACGAGACGCAAUGUGUGCAUGUACAUAGUAGGAUCCGCAUAUCUUUUUUCGACUUACUUCCGGUUUUGAACUUUGAACUUUGUUACAUGAUCCCAUUAACGUUCGAAGGCAAGGGAGACGUUGCUCUUUCUCUCUCUCUCUCUUUCUUUCUUUCUCACUCUUACUCUUACUCUUACUCUUACUCUAUCUAUUCCUAUCUCUAUAUGUCUCUCUCUCUCUCUCUCUCUCUUUUUAUCUCAAAACUAUCCUCAAAUCCUCUUCCUCUUUUUUUCUUUCUCUCUCUUUCUCUUGCUCUCUGUCUAUCUAUCUGUCUCUGUCUCUAUCCUACACUUACAUUUUGUCGUCGAAACGUAACACCUAUUUCCAUGUAAAAGCGGCACGCCAUUUACCAAGAUAACAGGAAAAUAUACACGUUUCACUGUAAACAGCGCCAUUCGAUAGAUACCACAGCGAAUUUAAAUGCAUGAUCAAAGCUGGAAUAUUAUCUUCCUAGAGUUUAUAUCGUAUACGCGCGCUAUGCGUCUCUGUAUAUAUGUGUGUGUGUUUCUAUGUGGAUAUGUGUGUGUGCGCGCGUGCGCAUGCGUAUGUGUGUGUACGUACGUACGUAUGUACGUACUUUGAAUAAAAGCAUAUUUAAGAAUCAUUAACGAAUCAUUAAACGCCGCCAUUAGAUAUUGCGUUAUUUUUGUGAUUCAUAAAUUUAACGCCUACUCGCUAAACACAGUUGAGUUGAUUUGAGUCUCGAUCGAUAUUCACUUAAGCGCCAUAUAUUCUUUCGAAUGAAAAUUCGAUGGAGAUUCAUUUACAAUGGCUUUUCGUUUGGCACGCACAGCACACACGGACACAAUUCAUCCUCAUACAUCCACCCAUACAUACACACGCACAUAUAUAUAAACCCCAAAACGUCUCUUUUCGUUCACUGUCGAAAAAAGAAAGGGGCAACCUCUUUUUUUUUCUUUUUUUUUCUUUUUCUUUUUCAUCACCGUCAGCUUUUUUCAUCGUCUCCUUUUUCUUCUUCUUCUUCUCCUUUUUUUCUUUUUUAUUCUUCUUCUCACUUUUUUUUCAAUGUUCGUAUUUAACGAAGAAACUCGUCCUAUUUAGAGCAAUAAGUAUAAUUAAUCGAUAAGGUUAUUUAGCAUAUUAAUUUUGCGAAAGGUAUCAAUGAUAAAAAUACGAGAGAGAGAGAGAGAGAAAGAGAAUAAAAUAUCAAAUGAACAAAAAAGGUAUGAAAGAGAGAACGAUAGUAAUACUGUUCGUCGUAUGUCUCUAUCUCCGAAACUCUCCUCGUACGUUGAAAAGAAAAAGGAAAAGAAAAAGAAAUAAAAAAAAAUCAAAGAAAGAAAAAUUAAUGUAUGUAUGUAUGUAUGUACGUAUGCAUGUAUGUAUGUGUGUAUGUAUGUAAGGCAUCCGCCAUGUUUCCAUAAAAUAUAAUAAAUAUAUGUACAUAAUUCUCAAAUACGUGAAAAGAAAACUCGUCGUGUGUUCUUUAUCGUGAAUAAAAUUGUCCUCGAUAAAAUUAAUAUAAAAAUAAAUUGAUAAUUAAAUCAAAAUAUAGAUGAACGAAAUAAUAAUAUUUCGAUGAUAUCGAGACGGACAUGUUUGUAUCGGCCAUAUUGGAAACGAUCGUCUCUAUGUAUAUCUAUUUUCGAAAUACGUAUGAAGAACGCUCGUCGUGUGUUCUCCAUAAAAGUAAAAAAAAAAUUAAUAUUGUCCUCGACAGAAUUAAUAUAAAAAUUAAUGAUUAAAUAUAAAAUAUAUGAAAGAAGAUAUAAUACUUCGAUGAUAUUAUCAAUCGGCCAUAUUUGAGAUCGGCCAUCAUUCUUCUCGUUUUUCUUUCUUUCAUGAAUGAUUAUGUAUCUUGAUGAAUUAGUAUAAUAUUAAUCAAAAUGGCGAACGAGAAUAUCGUUAAAACACUUGGAAAAUAUUUCUAAGAGAUGAACGAAAAUAAAUAGAAAUAUAAGAGAAAAAAAGAGAGAAAGUGAGAAGAGAGAGAGAGAGAGAGAGAGAGAGAGAGAGAGAGAGAGAGAGAGAGAGAGAGAGAGUGAAAGAAUGAAAAAAAGAACAAGGAGAGGGAGUGAAAGAAUGAUCGUCGUUUGGAUAUAUCUUGCGGAUAUCCUCGAUGUAUUUUUCGAAGACUAUAAAUUUGUCUAAGACAUUUGUUAAAUGAGUACCCCUUUUGAAAGGAACAGUUAAUCGGAAUUUCUCAAAUGCUACUACCAUGGUGGUAGCCGUUUAGAGCUAGACGUCGAAAUAAAAAUAGAGAAAAAAAAGAGAAAAACAAGAAAGAGAGAGAAAGAAAGACAGAGAUAUAUAUAAAAGAUGUGUGUAUAUAUAUAUAUAUAUAUAUAUAUAUAUAUAUAUAUAUAUAUAAAGAGAGAAAAAGAGAAAAACAGGAAAAAUAGAGAGAUGAAGAAAACGUUUUACAUCGUACAUAAGUACGUAUGAGAAAUACGAUUGAUCGAUCGAUCCCUCUUGGAUGUAUUUCGAUCGAUUUCUAGAUAUCUUUUUCUCAAAGAGAUGAUCUUUAAAAAACGUUUCUCUCAAUUUCAUUGCAAAUAUAUAUAUAUAUAUAUGAAUAAAUAAAUAAAUAAAUAAUAAUUAUGAUUAUAAUGAUAAUAAUAAUGAUAAUAAUAAUAAUAAUAUUAAUAAUAAUAUUAAUAAUAAUAUUAAUAAUAAACAAACAAAAUCUUGUAAAAGCGAAUUGUUAAUCUAAUAGGAUAUUUAUUUUAAAAACUAUUAUUUAUUGUAAACAAUUGCAAACACGACACAUGAAUACUAUUGUAACGAUCCAUCGAUCAUACUCUUUACUUACAUUCAUCAUUCUUUGAUCUGAUGAUGUUUUAACGUCUACUUAAAUCGUUCACGUCAAAGUGGAUCGCAGUGUUACAAUGUUGACACUAAUCAAAUGAGAAUACGUUGCUUCUGCUUGAAAGAAAGGAAAGAAGACAAAAAAGAAACAAACAAACAAAAACGUAAACGAAACAAGUAUAUAUAUAUAUAUAUAUAUAUAUAUAUAUAUAUAUAUAUAUAUAUAUAUUUCUCGCCCAAGCACGUUGUGUCUGUCAUGGUUCCUUCCAAUUAGUAUUACAUAAUCGCUUAAUUAUUUAAUUAAUUAAUUAAUUAAUUAAUUAUAUUACUAAUAAUAAAUAAUAUCCAUUAAUAAACAAUAUCAAUAAUAAUAGCAAUAAUAAUUAUAACAACGAUGAUGAUAAUAAUAACUAUAAUAAUAAUUAUAAUAUUAAUAAUUAUAAUAAUAAGAAUGAUGAUAAUAAUAAUAAUAAUAAUCGAAAAUCAAUGACCGAAUAUGUAAUUUUUCUUAGAUGACAUAUCGAAAUCAUUUUAAUCAUUAAUAAUAACAAUAAUAAUAUUAAUAAUAUAAAUAUAAAUGAUGAUAAUAAUAAUGAUAAUAAUAAUAUUAAUAAUAGUAGUAAUAAUAAUAAUAAUGAUAAUAAUGAUAUUAAUAAUAAUAAUGAUGAUGAUAAUUAUGAUGAUUAUGAUGAUGAUGAUGAUGAUGAUAAUGAUCAUUUUGAAAAAUUUAUAUCCAAUCAUGAAAUUUUUCUUAAAUGUCAUUAAAAUCAAAGGACUUCUUUUUUUUAUACAUAUUAUAUAAAUAUAUAUAUAAAUAUAUAUAUAUAUAUGUAUGUAUGUAUAUGUAUAUAUAUCUUAUCGUGCUUUUGAUUGGCUGGUAGCAAAAGGAAUGAGUAGGAUUAAUUACAUUGACUACGCCUCUCUCUUUCUAUUUCUCUUUCUAUCUAUGUUUCUCUCUCUCUCUCUUUCGUUCAUUACGCUUUCUGAUAAGCGUAUCUCUCUCACUGUCUCUCUCUUUCUCUCUAUCUCUUUCUCUCUUUCGCUUCCGGCAUCUUCGGUGAAAAUUGGGUCACUUUAGCACAAAUUAAACAACGUUAUCCGUUUUAAUGCGUGUGUGUGAAUAUGUAUCUUGUAUGUUCGUAUGUGUAUGUGUGUGUGUGCGUCGAGAAUAAGUUAAUUAAACUACAACGAAUUCCAAAUGAUUCGAAUAAAUGAGAGAGAAAGAAACAAAGACAAAGACAAAGAAAAAAAUUUUUAAAGAAAGAAAGAAAGAAAGAAAGAAAAGAGAGAGAGGGAGAUAAAAUGAAAAGAGAAAAAAUGUCGAUCAGUAUUACUGAUAUUCCUCCAUUUUGAAAAAGGAAAACAUACGAUAUACAUAAUUCUUUUAUUUACCAUCAAUCAAGCAAUUGUCAUCGAAAUAUAUUAAAAUUGUUUUAAUUAAAAAAAAUGAAAAGGAAUACAUAUGAAUAUAUAUAUAUAUAUAUAUAUAUAUAUAUAUAUAUUGCAUGUACGUACGUAUGUAUAUCGAGAAAAUGAAAAGAUUAAUCUCAUUAGAAUCGACAAAAAAAAAUCAGCAUUUAGUAAUGUCUUCGAUGUCUAGUAUCUUUUUUCUAGGUUAGAUUAACCUAACGAAUACGUGUUUCACACUGCCACUUGUAUAAUAAUAAUAAUAAUAACAUUUGCUGUAUUUUAUUUUUCAUAGACUGAAAUCUCUACGUAAACUAUAUUAGACAAGUAUGUGUGUGCCUGUGUAUAUAUAUGUAUAUAUACAUACAUAUAUACAAACACACACAUAUAUUAAAGAAAGAAAGAAAGGAGGAAGAGAAAUUGUCUGGAAUGAUGACAAUAAUUAAUCGAGUAUCCAUCAUUUUAGAAAAAAGAAGAAAAUAUAUAUAUAUAUUUUUCUUUUUUUAAGAGAAAAGAAAGAAGAAGGAAGAAAUAUUGUCAAGUACGAUGACAAUAAUUAACCGAGUGAGUCGCCAUUUUGAAAUAAAAAAUGAACACAACAGAAUGAAUUUUUAUAUUUUCGCUUAAAAAUAAUUGCAAACAAGAUUAUUUAUAUUAUUAUUAUUACUAUUCAUAUCUUCCUUUUUCAACUCGAAAGAAAAUGCAGUUGUUUUCAAUGCUACUAUAUUUUCUUUUAUAUAUAUAAAAAAAAAAUAUAUAUAUAUAUCACACACAAAUUCCUUCUUCUUCUUUUCUUCGUCGACCGGUAAAAUAAUACGCUUUCCUCUUUUUACGCUUAAAAUCGAAGGAUCGAAGGGAGGAAAGAAGAAGGAAAAUAGAAAAGAAAGGAAGAAAAAGAGAGAUAGAUAAACAGAUAGAUAGAUAGAGACACAGAGAAAGAGAGAAAUAGAGAGAGAGAUACGAUAUUAUUAAUUACAUAUGUAAGUAUGUAUAUCGAGAAAUAAUAUGCGAAAAAGAAACAAAACGAAAAAAAAGAUAAUAAUAAUAAUAAUAAUAAUAAUAAUAAUAAACAAGAAAAAAAAUAAAAGUGAAUGGGUAGAGUUACCUCGCACACAGCAUCCAUCAUCAUUUAAAUUUGGCCUCUCUCGCUCGAAUUCGAUGAUAUUAUUAUAGAAAAGUAAAAUAAAAAAGAGAUUAAACGAUUGAAAGUUUUUAAGAGAUUAGAAAUUCCAAAGAAAAAGAAAAGAUAAGAAAAAGAAAAAAAGAAAUAGAGAAAAUUAAAGAUUGAAAUAAAAAUGUCGCCCCGCUCCUACCACCACCACCACUAUCACCACCACCACCACCACCACCAUCACCACUACCACCAUAUCGAAGUCAUAUAAUUUUUAGAAGUAAUAAACGAGAUAUAUUAUCGAUUACGAUUAAA
This is a messenger RNA of Vespula vulgaris, 19754 nucleotides long. Its product is annotated as general transcriptional corepressor trfA. Gene Ontology annotation, biological process: fibroblast growth factor receptor signaling pathway; positive regulation of protein phosphorylation; regulation of cell migration. The record is from RefSeq and is a predicted model, not a curated record. Gene Ontology annotation, cellular component: RNA polymerase II, holoenzyme; cytoplasm. The coding region runs from base 8105 to 13765 and encodes 1886 amino acids. Lineage: Eukaryota; Metazoa; Arthropoda; Insecta; Hymenoptera; Vespidae. Gene Ontology annotation, molecular function: fibroblast growth factor receptor binding; RNA polymerase II complex binding; growth factor activity. The transcript is spliced from 9 exons.